GAAAUAAAACUUGAUUUCUGGGCCCCCCGACAUUUUUGAUUUCAAAACACACAAUUUAACGGGAAGUGGAUCAACAAGUGGCUCGGGGAUUAUCUAAUAAAGCCCUCCUACCGAAAAUCAUACUUAAAUAAUAUAGAUUAUACGGGCAACUACAACAACAACAGCUAGAAAUAUAUAUAUAUCAAUUUUAAAACAACCAAAGGCCCCCAUGUAUGUGUGUGUGUCAGUGUGAGCGCCUGCAUAUGUGUGUGAAUCGAGAAACGCAGAGCAGCAGCAACAACAACAACGCUACAACGGCAACGUCAACAGCACGCAACAACAACAGCCACAGCAACAACGGCCGCUGUGAGUGCGAGGGAGACGGCAACAGCGUGAGUCAUAUAAGUGAAAUGAAAAUGCGGAUAAAGCGAGAAGCGCCGUGUCUUCUGUUAUUUAUGCCAAUCCAAAAUACCAACAACAACAAUCGCAUUGGUGCCAAUCAGAAGGACUAUCCCAACAAGCGGUCCAGGGAGAAUCUGGCAUGUGACGAAGUGACAUCGACGACGUCAUCAUCCACGGCAAUGAACGGCGGCGGACGGACGCCGGCGCUAACCCGCAGCUGCUCCAGUCCGGCGGUCUACGAUAUAGAAACACAUCCCGCCUCGCCCGUUUUCCCGCAUCUAUUGCUGGGCAAUGGCCGCGACGCCGACGAUCCCAGCAGCGUGGGCGCUAACUGUGUGCUGAACGUUACCUGCCAAAGUCCCAAUGAGAGCCAUCUGCAGGGUCUCAAGUACAUGCAAAUACCUGCCAGCGAUACGCCCCAUCAGAACAUCAAGCAGUACUUCCAGGAGGCCUACGAGUUUAUCGAAGAUGCAAGGAAAACUGGUUCUCGUGUGCUGUUGCACUGCCACGCAGGGAUUUCGCGCAGCGCCACCAUCGCCAUCGCCUACGUCAUGCGGUACAAGUCGCUCUCCCUGCUGGAGGCCUACAAACUGGUGAAAGUGGCCCGACCGAUUAUCUCGCCCAAUCUUAACUUCAUGGGUCAGCUGCUGGAGUUGGAGCAGAACUUACGAAAGAGCGGUGUCCUAGCACCCGCAACCCCGCAUCUAAAUAGUCCUAGCAAUCCUUCGGGAUCUUCAGUGGGAUUAAGCACCCCAUCUAGUCAACUGGUGGAGCAGCCGGAGGAGGAGGAGAUCGAAGAGAAACGUGAUCAUGGCAAAUCCAAGUCGGAUAGCGAGGCUAUGGACGAGGACGUGUACGACUACGAUGAGGUGGACAGUGGUGCUGGCAGUCUGGCUGGCAGUAAUUGCUCAUCCCGCCUGACCUCACCCCCGAUAACCCCAGAUGACGAGGCGCCCAGCACUUCGGCGGCAGCAUCGUCGGUUUCGGAACUAGAUUCACCCAGCUCCACAAGCAGCAGCAGUGGUAUCUGCUCCCCGCUCCAGUCCACCAGCUCAUCCGUAUCAUCCUGCACAAUCAGCAAGCCAAAUUUACUGUCACCUACGAGGCAGUUGGCUUUGUUCAAGCGAAAUUCGCCCGCAAAACUGCGAUUGGAUCUGGAAUCCAGCUAUGCGCCCGCGUCACCCAUCGCAAAGUCCAUGCCCUGGAUCUCGGUGCCAUCAACGCCCCUCUGCGAGGAGGCACCUGAAAGCAGGAUGAACCAUUUGGCCAGCAGCUCGACGAGGGACUGAGAUAAGGUCCCCGCCAAGAGCCGCCGCCGCCAACUAGCAGCUGUGAAAAGAAAGAAAAUGAGCAGCCAAUUGCCACUUUCUUUAUGAUCAAAAUUAGAAUUGAUAAAACUGUAUUUGUUUUCAAAAAUAUGUGGAAAAUGACCAAAAUCUUAAGUAUUUUAUGAUUACAAAACUACUGAGAAAAUGUGGAUUUUAUCAAAUCAAAAACGGCAAGAGGGCUGCUACUUCCUAUAAAACAAGGUGAUGCUAAAAAGGUAUAAAUGUAUAUCAAGCCACCUGUGCAACGUGUAAAUAAAUAACGUUCAUAAAACUGUACAUACAAACGUACCUAAAGCAAAAAACAAGGGAAAGGAAUACCAAUUGCAGCUUAAAACUACAUGCAAUAAUUUUUAAGGGCUUUUGUAAUGUAUUUCUUCUUCGGAUCCCUGAACCAACAACACAAAACAAAAACAACUAAAGUUAUCCAAAACAACCAACUGGAGAAAUUGUUUAAGAGAAAAAAGAAAACCUCGUAUAUGUUAAUUUAGUUUAAUUUUAGUCGUAAGAGAAUCUUAACUAUACCUAUUACACACAUAAACUAUAUUAAACUUCACAUAGAACAAUGAAAAUCCAAAAUGCACUGCAACCAAUUUCUGCUGACUUGCCACACACACAAAAAACGUACCCCUUAUUAUUCCCAAAAACAAAAAAGAUUAGAAAAGCCCGCCAUAUACACAGCAAAGAUCUUAUCAAAACUGUUCUAAGUUUUAUCAAUCCGCUAUAGCCACACCUUACACCUUUACACUUAGUUACUUCAUGAGGAAAGUUUGUGUUUUCUAGUUUUAGUUAUUUAUAUGAAGCGAGUGCGUGAGAGGAUCCUGAAUGUGGUUUUAUUCAUUUGUAUUAGGCCGUAAGUCUAAUAGGCUAAGCUACUACACCAGAAAAGUGUAACCCGUGUUAAGUAAACGGAAAUUAUAAUAGUAACCAAA
Molecule: messenger RNA, 2638 nt
Organism: Drosophila eugracilis
Lineage: Eukaryota; Metazoa; Arthropoda; Insecta; Diptera; Drosophilidae
Gene: puc
Product: dual specificity protein phosphatase 8
Exons: 4
Coding region: 213-1670 (485 amino acids)
Biological process (GO): negative regulation of MAPK cascade; protein dephosphorylation
Cellular component (GO): cytosol; cytoplasm
Molecular function (GO): protein tyrosine/threonine phosphatase activity; MAP kinase tyrosine/serine/threonine phosphatase activity
Source: RefSeq, a predicted model, not a curated record